Penicillium nucicola is the source of this 2775-nucleotide messenger RNA. RefSeq lists its product as uncharacterized. Gene Ontology annotation, molecular function: protein-containing complex binding; protein binding. NCBI's taxonomy places the organism in Eukaryota, Fungi, Ascomycota, Eurotiomycetes, Eurotiales, Aspergillaceae. Bases 1 to 2775 code for a protein of 924 amino acids. The record is from RefSeq and is a predicted model, not a curated record. The transcript is spliced from 2 exons.
AUGCGUCGCCAUGGCAGGUCCAGUGGCGGGCCAACGAAGGCUGCCUCACCCAUGUCCGAUACCGUCUCCCUCAUACAUUCAUUCGAUUCGGUCCUAAACCCAAACCGUCCCGUCCGACCUUCGCCCUUGGCCUCCUCCCACAUCAAAGCUUUGCCGCUAGAGCUGAUAGACCGACUGCGCUCCUUCCCGCUGUUCCAGGCCACUCCGGAAUCCUUUCUGAUUGAGGUCGGACAGCACCUGCGCCCGCAGCUCCAUGCGCCCAACGAUUAUAUUUUGACGGAAGGCGAUGAGGCCAAGGCCAUAUAUUGGCUGGUGCGGGGUGCUGUCUCGGUCACAUCCCGAGAUGGUGAGAGUAUAUAUGCCGAACUUCAACCCGGUGCGUUCUUCGGCGAGAUUGGCUUGCUCAUGGAUCGUCCUCGGACUGCAACCAUUAUCGCCCGGACUCGAUGCAUGCUGGUCGUGCUCACCAAGGACGAUUUUCGAAAUAUAUUACCCCGGUUUCCAGAGGUUGAACAAGCGAUCCGGGAGGAGGCGCAGGAGCGCUUGAUGAUUCUGGAGAAGAAGAAAAAAGAAACAUCUGCGCCUGCGCUGGAUCUGGAUCCGCCGAGCCCCGCGCGAAGGGGUUCAAAAAGACUACGCGAAAGCUUCUCAAAAGAUUUGGCUGUUGCUGAAGACGAAGAGGAUUUGAGUGCCAAGUCUGUGUACAAAAAGAGGAAGUCACCGAGCCCCGGCCGGCGGGAUGGAUCCAGUGCAUUGGCAAACGGAUUGGUGAACGUACGGCUCUUACUGAAAGAGCUCCCCCUUUUCUCGGGGCUGCCAGCCGACAUCCUUCAUUUCCUUGGUCUAAAUGCUCAACCGCGCUCAUUCCCUCCAUUCCACGAUAUUAUACGACAAGACUCCCAGGGCCGUGAACUCUACUUCAUUGUUCGUGGUGAAGUGGAGGUCUUAACUGAGAAGACGGAUCAUAAUCACACGUCCAAUCACCGACCAAACGGGUUAGAACAGCCAAAGUUGGAGAUCAAAGCCCGAUUAAAACAAGGGCAAUAUUUCGGCGAAGUUGUCAGUCUCGCACUAGCACCAAGACGGACCGCCACGGUUCGUUCCGUCACUUCAGUCGAAUGUCUGAUGCUGGACGGUGAUGUUCUUGCAGAAUUCUGGCAGAAAUGUCCCACUGGUGUUCGAGAACAAGUGGAAAAAACCGCCCAAGAAAGGCUUCAAGCUGCAGCUGAUGGGGACGUCGUCAUGUCAGACGAGACAGACAACCAGACAUCUCUGGGUGAUCUCGCACUUGACGACAAAGUGAAGAUUACUUCCUCGCGUCGACGCUCAAUGCCCCUCUUGACGCUCACGGAAACGGAGCUUGAUGGUCCACAUCAAUCUUCAUCAGUGGAAGACCAAGAUCAAGCCGUACUGCGGCCAUCUGAUCCCGACCCUUAUCUCAGCAUGGGACUGGAUAAGGUGCGGCUACGCAGCCGGCGUGGCUCGGUAGCUCCGCUGACCCCCGAAGAAGUUUCUGGGGAGCACCAGCGCUCGUCUCCUACUGAGCCUCGCUCCGCUGGGUCUUCGACAUUCGCUCUUCCAGAAUCAGUCAGUUUCUCAAGGCCAUACGAAUCCGAACGUCCCCGCAAGGAUGGCUCCAACGGCAUUGUCCCAGACAGUGUGUUGCUGAAUAUAUUCCAAUUCCUCGAACUCCACCACCUUCUCCGGCUUAGAGCCGUGUCAUCUCACUGGUCUGAGAUCCUGACCAGAUCCCCAGAUGUUCUGCACGAUCUAGACCUCAGCGUCUAUAACCGUAGGAUCACCGAUAACGUCCUCAUCAAAAUCAUAUGUCCCUUUGUCGGCGAUCGAGCUCGCUCUGUCAAUGUCAACAACUGCUUCCACAUCACCGAUGAAGGCUUCACAGCCUUGUCUGCUACUUGCGCUCCAACCACCAUUGUGUGGAAGAUGAAGAGCGUGUGGGAUGUUACAGCAUCUGCAAUCCUUGACAUGUCCAGCAAGGCUAUAGGCAUCCAAGAGGUAGAUUUGAGCAAUUGUCGCAAGGUCGGGGAUACACUUCUUGCACGGAUCGUCGGAUGGGUUGUACCCGCCGAUCAGAAGCCUGCCGAAGGCAAAUCGUCAAGCAUCAAGCCCUCGCUUCAGACAGCAGAAUCUACCGUAUACGGGUGUCCAGAGUUGAAAAAACUCACGUUGUCUUAUUGCAAACAUGUCACUGAUCGUUCCAUGCAUCACAUUGCGUCUCAUGCUGCUGGUCGGAUUGAAGAGAUAGACUUGACUCGUUGUACCACAAUCACGGAUCAGGGGUUCAAGUACUGGGGAAGUGCCCGGUUCACCAACUUGCGGAAGCUCUGCUUGGCAGAUUGCACAUACCUAACAGACAAUGCCAUUGUGCAUCUAACCAAUGCAGCUAAGAACUUGGAGGAUCUUGAUCUGACUUUCUGCUGUGCAUUAUCAGAUACCGCAACCGAGGUCCUUGCCCUUCAAUGCUCACAAUUGAAGUAUCUCAAUAUGGCAUUCUGCGGAUCUGCAAUCUCUGAUCCCUCGUUACGAAGCAUCGGUCUUCAUCUUCUUUCACUGAAGCAUCUGUCUGUACGAGGAUGUGUUCGAGUUACCGGCAUCGGUGUUGAGGCUGUAGCGGAAGGGUGCCACCAACUCGAAGUCUUCGACGUCAGCCAGUGCAAAAAUCUGUCGCCUUGGAUCGAGGAUGGUGGCGCCGUCCGCUACCAGCCCAAAAUCGAGUUCAAAACUGUUGCUACUAGCAAGAGGUAUCGUCGGUGA